AUGGGCUCCAUGGUGUGGGGCUGCAUCACUGACUUCUUCACCUACGAGACCACCAAGUCUGUCGUGGUCAAGAGCUGGUCUGUGGGAAUCAUCAACCGGAUUGUACAGCUGCUCAUCAUCACAUAUUUUGUCGGCUGGGUCUUCAUCUAUGAGAAAGCUUAUCAGGUGACCGACACCGGCAUCGAGUCCUCCGUGAUGACCAAAGUAAAAGGUUUUGGUUACCAUAACAACCGUGUGAUGGAUGUGGCCGACUACGUCUCCCCUCCUCAGGGUACAGGUGUUUUCUGCAUUAUGACCAAACUCAUCAUCACCGAAAAUCAGUUCCAAGGACGAUGUCCAGAGACCGGCAAGAGAUUUAUUUGUAGCAAAGAUGAAGACUGCAAGAAGCAUUUCGGUUCCAUCCUCUCCAACGGUGUAAUAACUGGUGUCUGCGUUAAAAAUGAAAGUGAGUCAAAAGGUUGGUGUGAGAUUGAAGGAUGGUGUCCAGCUGAGAAUGACAGCAUCGCUGUCGAGCCAAUGCUGGAUGUGAAAAACUUCACCAUCUUCAUCAAAAACAGUAUUCGCUUCCCACUCUUUGACAUCACCAGAGGGAACUUUCCUUCCUCAAUGACGUCCAACGAGAUCAAGACCUGCACCUACCAUCCAGAGACACACCGCCUCUGCCCCAUCUUUCGAGUGGGCGAUGUGCUGAACUACACUGGGCAGAAUGUGGCUGAUCUGUCAGAGAAGGGAGGAGAAAUAGGAAUAAACAUUCAGUGGAAGUGUAACCUGGACACGGACAUCGAAAACUGUAAACCCGAGUACACGUUCACACGACUGGAUGCUCCGUUUGCCAAGAAUGCCGUUUCCAAAGGAUACAACUUCAGAUUUGCCAAAUAUUUCAAGACAGACAACGGGACAGAAUUUCGGACUCUUCACAAAGCAUAUGCAAUCCGCUUUGAUGUGAUGGUCACUGGCAAUGCAGGAAAGUUUAACACGAUCCCAACCCUGAUCAACUUGGUCGCUGCCUUCACCUCAGUGGGACUGGGUACGGUUCUCUGUGAUGUUAUCUUGCUGAACUUCUUGAAAGGCGCAGAUCAGUACAAAGCCAAGAAGUUUGAAGAGGUGUCAGAGAGGCAGAUAGAAGAGUCCCUUGCUCAGAGUCCAGCCAGCCAGCUGUCACUCAAACGAGCCAUCAAGAGCUCCUCUGACUCUGGAGCCAUUUCUCUCUCCACCUGUGACCAACCUAUCUGACUGACCACAACAACAGUAUGAAGAAAUGGACAUCCUUCUCUCUUUCGCGCUCCCUUUAUUGCCUUGCAAGAGAUCAUUAAGUCUGAUAUGGUUGGAUCCUGUAGUCAGUUUUAACUUGGCUAGUUGAUAGAAGUGGGUAAAGAAGGACAACACUGCUGCUGUCUUUGCAAUUUCAAAACUAACAAGUGAGAAUUUAAAAAAAACAAUAUUGCCUUGUAGUUUUUAACAAAACACUCAAGUGAAGUUCCCCUUAAAGAAAAUUGCCAGCUCUUAACUAGUUCAAUAAAACAUAGUUAAAACAGUAUUAAUCUCAGAGGGAAACAUACAGUAAUAAAAAAAAAUGUAAUUUUAUUGUAAGCAGUUUCAUUUUACAAGACAUGUUACAGCAGCUUGACUACAAUAAUCUGUAACCUCCUGUUUGUCAGCUGCAAAAUAAUAAAGCUGAAUAAAUCCUCCUUCCCCUUUUAUUGCUUAAGAUUUUUGGAGUAUUUCUCUUUGUCAUGUCAUGUUCAUACAAUCACAACCGGCCUUUUCUUGACAAAUAAAAGUGCUGAAGUCUCUUAAUGGUGUACGGGCACAGUUAAUACUGAUGUGUGUGUGUGUUCUGAGAAAGGGCAGCUGUGGGGUAAAUGUGUGUGUGGCUUGAGGUUUACAAAUGGGCCAUUAUUAGUACAUUUCUUGGUGAUAUUGCACAGCAGGAGAUGUUACUGACUAAUGGACUAAUGUGAUUCCUGUUUUUAGAACGGAUAAUCCAAAAGGAAAUUAUGACUCUCAUUUUCUCCGUUUAAAUCUCGGCUUUACUCCAAGAUUUUCAUUUAAGACGUUUGUGUACUUCGCUGUCUUUCUCUUUCGCUCUCUCACACUCGUGCUGCAGAUUUUCACAUCCUCUCUCUCUCUGCGCCCCCUCCUCAUUUCACUGAACUGACCAGGGCACUAAUAGAUCAGCUAAAGAGCCUCUUAGUGCGUCUGACAGUGAUUUAUGGGAGAGGAUAUCCGUGAAGGGAGGCCCCAGAGGAAUUGACAGCAGUUAGCCACAAAGUUUCAUGUACUAAUUUAAUAACACAAAUGAAUAUAAUGCAUGUAAUGGAAACGACAGAAUAUAAUACAAAGUGCUAUAAAGUACUCUGUCUCUCUGAAUGAUGGCUUUGGUCACUCUUUGAAGCUGCAGCUCAUCUGAAAAAAAUAGUUUCCAUGAGUUCUCUGCAGACAACUGUAUUAUGUGUGUCCGUGCAUACACUUUGGAAAUUGUGAAAAAUUUAGCAGAUAAUGUCAGAUGAUCCCCGUUUAUUAAGGUGACUGGUAUAACGAGGUAACUGGAAGAUGGUAUGUAUUUUUUUUUAAUAUGUUAUCUAGCUUUUCAUGUAGAGGGAAUAAUGUAGCCAAAAUGUGGGUGCUUUCUCAGCAUCCAUCUCAAGGAUAACAGGAUAGAAGGAUGAUGACUUUAAAAAGGAAGGUAUAUGUGAAGCUGGUCAGCUUAGUUUAGCAAAAAGACUGGGAGCAGGGGGAAAUGGCUAGCCAGGGUUAGUCCAGAGGUAACAAAACGUAUAUCUAUAGUGCACCAACUACACAUAUCUUAUUGCUUUAAGCCUCGUCUUGCGGAGCCAGACGGUUCUGUAGCACUGACACAGCACUGUGUAGAACGGUCUGACUGCACCUCGUUACUAUUCUGCCAUAGGGUGAAAAUGUGUUCAGAGAAAUCCUGAUCACUUUGGGUGAUGCUAAAAACAGGAUGAAUCACUGGUGUUCACUCAAAAUCACGACGUGGGAUUUGUUUUUGUGAUACAUUUGCAUACAGGGAGAUAAGCACUGCCAUUAAAAUGGAAAACUCAUGGGGGGGUAAAAUAGUAGGCCUGCUUUACUGCAUGAUCCAAAUCUUUGGAAAAACUUUACAUUUUCUUUUUGGCAGGUUGCUGCUGGGAUUUUAAAAAUGUUAAGACUUACAUAGAGGGAGGGAAGAAAGCCACACACACUGUGCAUCUGAUGACAAACCUACAUCUGUAAUCUGCAUCCAGUGAAUCACACUACCUUCGUACUUUCAAAAACUGAGUUGCAAAAAUAAGAUGCCUGUAUCUUGGCCCCUGGAUUACAUGAGCAGAGUGGCUUUGGUCUUCUCAUCUAACUCACUGACAGAAAACAAAUAAGUAUAUAUCUAAAACUGAUGACAUGUUCCUUUAAUAUCUGUCUUAACCUCAGUCUCCCAUGUUGCUUCAGCUACAUAAAAUAUAACUGCAGCAUCAGUAAAAACUUCACAGAGACUGAAAACAUUUUCUUCUGUGAGGGAUGACUGAUGGGAGUUUUAAUGAUGACAGUUAAAAAAAAAAAAAA
Stegastes partitus (bicolor damselfish) is the source of this 3558-nucleotide messenger RNA. It is a transcript of the gene p2rx3a, whose product is annotated as purinergic receptor P2X, ligand-gated ion channel, 3a. The transcript is spliced from 12 exons. Gene Ontology annotation, biological process: response to ATP; calcium ion transmembrane transport. NCBI's taxonomy places the organism in Eukaryota, Metazoa, Chordata, Actinopteri, Pomacentridae. Gene Ontology annotation, cellular component: plasma membrane. Gene Ontology annotation, molecular function: extracellularly ATP-gated monoatomic cation channel activity; purinergic nucleotide receptor activity; ATP binding. Bases 1 to 1233 code for a protein of 410 amino acids. The record is from RefSeq and is a predicted model, not a curated record.